AGUGUGUCAUCCGGUCGAGGAGUGGAGGACUGGGAGCAAGCUUUCCUCUGCAAGCACAGAGUUUAGACCCAUGCACAGACGUGGACGGCUGUGUCGGCUGCAGGCGGACUGACCCGUGACUGGAACGGCCGCGGCUCCAAACUGGGCUGGAUGGGAGCUUGUGGAGGCUGCUCCUCCAGCGCAUGUUCUACCUGGGCUCCAUGGUUGUGGAGAUAUUACUAACUCCUGCCCACUCACAAGUUAAGGCAGCAUUCGAUCCCCUGUUGUGUGUGUCGCCGUCACCAUGAACAAACAGCCGAGUAAGGAGAGCUUGAAGGAUAAAGUAAAGGGGAUUUUUGGGUUGGGACCACCACGGCCUCCCAGCAAGCAGAGCGACAGCAAGCCCUCUGAGUUUAUCAUCACCGCCGACAUCCUCAAGGAGCUCCAGCAUGACAACGGCUUAAGCGUGCGCGUCCGCGUCAUGAAUCACAUAUGCGAUCUCGCCAAAACAAAAAAAUUUGAGGAGCACGCAGUGGAGGCGGUGUGGAAGGCCGUGGAGGACAUGCUGACUCCAGAACAGCCUCCAGAGGCCAGGCACGCCGUGCUUCAUCUGCUCAGGGCCAUUAUCCAGGGCCAGGGCGAGCGGCUCGGCCCUCUCAGAGCCUACUUCUUCAAAGUGGUCAGAGAUUACCAGCCGUCCAACGAGGACCUGUCCGACAGGCUGGAGGUGUUCAAGGCCUUAACGGAGAACGGAAAGGACAUCACGUACCUGGAGGAGGAUAUCGCGCGCUUCGUCCUCCUGUGGAUGGACAUUGGUCUCACCUCCGACUUCCUGCAUGUUCUGGUGAACCUGGUGAAGUUCAAUAGCUGCUACCUGGACCAAAACGUGUCCAUCAUGGUCCAGAAAAUCUGUCUGCUGUGCAACAGAACCACAUCUUCCUCAGAUAUUGAGGCAGCUCGGUCCUUUAAAGACUCUUCAGACUACAAAGUGGCUCUUCAAGUAUUGGAUGCAGUUGUGUGCUACAACUGCCUGCCCUCCGACUCGCUCACCGUCUUCAUCAUCACGCUGUGUCGCGCCAUCAACGUCAAGGAGUUUUGUGAAUCCUGCUGGAAGCUGAUGAGGAAGGUGUUGGGGACUCACCUCGGCCACAGCGCCAUCUACACCAUGUGUCGCAUCAUGGAGGAGAGGGUGUACAUGGAGGACGCGUCGCUGUUGAGAGGAGCAGUGUUCUUCGUUGGGAUGGCGCUGUGGGGGGCUCACAGACUGCCUGCCCUCAAAAACACCCCCACCCUCGUCUUGCCGUCUUUCUACAAGGCCAUGUCUUGUGCCAACGAGGUGGUGUCCCAUGAAAUCGUCCUCUCCAUCACCAGGCUGAUCAAGAAGUACGGAAAGGAGCUGCAGGUGGUGACCUGGGACAUCCUGCUGGGAAUCAUCGAGCGGCUGCUGCAGCAGAUCCAGACGAUAGGGAGCACGGAGCUGAAGGCCAUCGUCUACGAGCUGCUGACCACGGUGGAGGAGCUGUACGAGCAGAACGGUUACCACGGCUCCACUGAGAAGUUCUUCAGCCUGGUGGAGAAGUGUGCCGACAAGAGACCCGAUGCGUCAGUGCUCACCCUCAUCUCGUACCGCGCUCAGUCCAUCCAGCCGGCCAAGGACGGCUGGAUUCAGAGUCUUCACCGCCUCAUGGAGAAGUUCUUCAGAAACGAGACUCGCAGCGUCAUCAGGAUCAAAGUGCUUCACAUCCUGUCCUUCGUUCUGAGCACCAACCGUCAGCUCUAUGAGGAUGAGUUGAUUGAAAUGGUGGUGAUCCCCCAGCUCAGCGGGAUCGCUGAGGACCGGGAUCUGGCCGUCAGGAAACAGGCCACCCAGCUCCUGGUGGACCUGGCCGAGGGCUGCAACACACACCACUUCACCAGCCUGCUGGACAUCAUUGAAAGGGUGGCCAGUCGCUCUCUGGUCUGCUCGGGGCCCCUGGAGGUUUCUGAGAGAGACCCCACAGCUGAGUCUCCUAUGGAAGAUGUCAGGACGGCCAUACUGGGCCUGCUGGAAAUCCUUCAGAGCAAACUGUACAGCCUGCCAGCCAGCCACGCCAGUCGCGUUUAUGAAUUACUGAUCAGCCACCUCCAGCUUCACUACAAGAACAAGUACUGUUCAGCUAUUGCCUCCAGUAUCAGACUGCAGGUGUUUGACUUCUUCCUCAUGAUGCGCGCCGACUCUCUUCACCGACUCGGCGUUCCCAACAAAGAUGGCGCCAUAAGAUUCAGCCCUUAUUGCUAUUGUGACACAGGAGAGCUGGAGAAGCGUGUCGGUGAGAAGAAGCUGACGGGCUCAACAUCGCCUCCUGCUGGCAGUCCUGCUCCUCCUGCUGCUCCGCCCGCUUCAGCGGCGUCUGUUCGCUCGGCCUACCUGCCCUACGCCCCCGCCUUCAGCGUCCUGCUGCAGUGCCUCAAGAUGGAGAUGGACUGGAAGGUGCUGAAGCUGGUUCUGGACAAGCUGCCGUGGACGCUGCAGUACAAAGUGCUGCUGCUCACGUCGCCCUGCAGCCUGGAUCAGCUCUGCUCCACGCUCUGCUGCAUGGUGACAGAUCGCCUGAUCUCAGAGCGUUUAAAGAAAACCCCAGAGGGAUUUUCACGCACGGACGUCCAGCUGGCCGUCGUUCCCGUCCUCACAGCCAUCACUUCCUACCACAAUUACUUGGAACAAUCAAGACAGAGAGAGCUGGUCCAGUGCCUGGAGACGGGCCUCAUUUACCGCUGUGCCAAACAGUGCGUGGUGGCCCUCACCAUGUGCACGGUGGAGAUGCCCGACAUCAUGAUCAAGCUCCUGCCGGCUCUGAUCGUGAAGCUGACGCACAUAUCCGCCACCGUAGCCAUGGCUUCUCCCAUGCUGGAGUUUCUCUCCACCCUGGUGCGCCUCCCUCACCUCUACGCCAACUUCGUAGCUGAGCAGUACGUCAGCGUGUUCGCCAUCUCGCUACCUUACACCAACCCCUCCAAAUUCAACCAGUACAUUGUGUCCCUCGCCCACCAUGUGAUCGCCAUGUGGUUCAUCCGCUGCAGACUGCCCUUCCGCAAGGACUUCGUUCAAUACAUAACAAAGGGUUUACGCUCCAACGCUCUGCUCCCGUUCGAUGACAGUCACGAGCAAAGUCCAUUUCGAGCCCGAAGCACCAGCCUCAACGAACGGCCCAAGAGUCUGCGGGCGGCCAAAGUGGCAAAGGCGGCGGCGGCAGUAGCCAAUAGCAGCAGCUCUCCAGUUAAAGAGCUGCGGGACCUGUCAGCCAUGGACGCUUUCCGCUCCCGCAGCAUCAGCGUCUCCGAACACGCGGUCCGCAGGAUGCACACCUCAACCACCACCUGCAGUCUGGGCUCUGCAGACGAAAAUGCCGUGACUCAGGCCGACGAGGGGCUGAAGACCGUCCACCUGGAGCUCACCGAGACCUGCCUGGACAUGAUGGCGCGAUACGUGUUUUCCAAUUUCUCCGCACUGCCCAAAAGGUCUCCCAUUGCAGAGUUCCUGUUGGCGGGAGGCCGCAGCAUGACCUGGCUGGUGGGCAACAAGCUGGUGACCAUCACGACCAGUGGAGGGGUCCGAACUCAGGCGCUGCUGGGCCUGGACAUGGCUGAACGUCUGGGAGGGGGAGGGGAGAUGACCAGGUCAGACCCGUCGCUCCACACCCGGAUGACCAAAGAGGCUCCGGCCAAACUGGAGUCUCAGUCCAGCCAGCAGCACAACAGAGCCACGCGCAUUCGAGUCCGCUCCAUGUCAGGCGGCCACGCUCUCCGCGCCGGCCCCGCUCAGAGCCUCAGUCCUCUGGUUUCCCCCUCUGAGGGCGAGCUGACGGCUCCGCUGUCCCCCUCCACCGCACCCACCCUGGACGGCCUGGGCCCUCCGUCCUCCGCCUCUGCCAACCCGUCGGCUCCUCCUCCGCUCAAAGACAACCCCAGCCUGGCCGAGUUUGUCCCCAUGCUCACUCAGGGGUGGGCCGAAAUCUUCAUCCGGAGACCAUCGGGAAACACGAGCUGGCUGAUGUGUUUGGAGAACCCCCCCAGUCCGUUCUCCUCUGAGCUGGGCAACAUGCCGCUGCAGGAGCUCUCCAGCGUCCUGAUGGCCAUGGAGGGCGUGAAGGAGCCGCCGGCCCAGACGGCCAGCGCCCCCGCCAGCACCGCCGCUCCGGCACCCACGUCCGUGUCAGACACCCUGACCCAGACUCACAGUGGCGUCGGAGCAAAGGCCCACCUCAUCCAGCGCUCCAACACCGUGGGCGGCUCUCUCUGGUCUCUGGGUCUGGGCACUGCCCCCCCAGGCCCCCCAGGCCCCCCAGCCCCUGGCAGGUUGCACAGGAGCAUUUCCUGGGCAGACUCUGUGGUGGUGCCCGAGGAAGGCCUGGGCGCGAAGGCACAGACCCCGUCCGACUGGCUGGAGAGUGAAGAGUUUGAGCCGAUGAGCCCUGAUCCCAUCUUCAUCUCAGCAGACAAGUUCUCCAAGGCUGCUCCUCCGGGAACGCUCAGCAGGUCGUCGUCCACGUCCAGCCAGGACGACGAGAAGUCGACUCUGGAGGAGGUGAGCGAGGGAGCCAUCCCCAUCGACCAGCCCACCCCGGGCCCGUCCACCCCGGGGAGCCAGGGCCCCGAGCUGCCCUUCCAGACUCACAGCCAGUCGCAGGGCCACGGACUCAACAAGUCCAGCUCGUCUCCGGAGCUCCAGACUUUACCCGAGGCCUUCACCAAGGCGGCCAUGGAGUCGGAGGCCGCGCUGGCGGAGACGUCUCGGCCCAGAGCGCCGUCUGACGGCAAGCCCCAGCCCCAGCCCCAGCCCCAGCCCCAGCCCCAGACUGAUAAAGACAAAGUGGAGGGAGGCUCGGCGGGGGACGUCAGUGGAGCGGGGGCUCAGGGUCAAGCCGCCGACGGCCCGGGCGCGGCGCCGUCUCAGAGCGGAGGAGCGGUGAUGAGGCUGUCUUUUCCAGCAGCGCCGGCGCAGCCUGGACCCAUCUCCCCCAGCGGAGGCCACCGCCCCCGCGGACACACCAUCUCCGUGUCGGCCCCCUCCUCCAGGAGGGAGAGGAGGACCGACAGGGACUCGUACCACAGUCGGCCCGGACCCAGUAACACCGAGAAGCUGUCGGGCCUCAGCCCCAGCUUUGUUUUUCUUCAACUCUACCACUCUCCUUUCUUUGGAAAUGAGGCCAACAAGCCGCUGCUGCUGCCCAAAACUCAGGUGAUCGACCGAGCUGUGAAGGUUCUGGACCAGAUGCCUCCUUAUGACACCCAUAAGAUCGGCGUGGUGUUUGUGGGCGCCGGUCAGGUCAACAACGAAGUUGCCAUCCUGUCCAACGAGUACGGCUCCAACCGCUACGCCGCCUUCCUCACAGGCCUGGGAAAAUUGAUCCACCUGAAGGACUGCGACCCCGACCAGAUCUUCCUGGGGGGGCUGGACCAGUACGGAGACGACGGGGAGUUCACCUACUGCUGGCACGACGACAUCAUGCAGGCCAUUUUCCACAUCGCCACACUGAUGCCCAACAGGGAGAGCGACAAAGGCUGCUGCAACAAGAAGCGACACAUCGGCAACGAUUUUGUGAUGGUGGUGUACAACGACUCCGGAGAGGAGUACAAACUAGGCACUAUAAAGGGUCAGUUUAACUUCGUAGAAGUCAUUAUUAAACCGCUGGAUUAUGAAUGUAACCUCGUGACCCUCCAGUGCCGUAAAGACCUGGAGGGCUUAGUCGACACGACGGUGGCCAAAAUAGUUUCAGACCGGAACCUCCCGCUGCUGGUGAGGCAGAUGGCUCUGCAUGCGAAUAUGGCGUCCCUGGUGCAUCAGUACAGAGCGAACCCGUCCGACGCUUACGCCUCCAAGUGGCUGGCCAGACUCCGGCACAUCAAAAGGAUCCGGACCCGAGCUCAAGAAGACAUCCAGUCCCGCUCGACUCCGGGCAUCUCUCUGACCCAGGGACACUCGCAGCAGAACAAGUCGUUUCAGCAGAGCGCCCCGGCGCCGAACCCCGAGGCCUCCGGCCAGAGGAAGAGACUGGUGUCCACCGUGGACGACUUCACAGACUUCGUCUGAUCACGCUUCUCGACCUGGCUGACGCACUCGCAUACACGCACACACAGACACGCUCCAGCACGGCUGCGUUUGUGUGUAAACCGUGUAUGUAAUAAACAGAAUUGAUGGAAAAGAAGAGUGAGAUUAGUCU
This is a messenger RNA of Salarias fasciatus (jewelled blenny), 6179 nucleotides long. RefSeq names its product tuberin-like. Lineage: Eukaryota; Metazoa; Chordata; Actinopteri; Blenniiformes; Blenniidae. Gene Ontology annotation, biological process: regulation of small GTPase mediated signal transduction; negative regulation of Wnt signaling pathway; regulation of cell cycle. The transcript has 44 exons. Gene Ontology annotation, cellular component: cytoplasm; TSC1-TSC2 complex; nucleus. Bases 284 to 6049 code for a protein of 1921 amino acids. The record is from RefSeq and is a predicted model, not a curated record. Gene Ontology annotation, molecular function: GTPase activator activity.